Molecule: messenger RNA, 402 nt
Organism: Penicillium expansum
Lineage: Eukaryota; Fungi; Ascomycota; Eurotiomycetes; Eurotiales; Aspergillaceae
Exons: 1
Coding region: 1-402 (133 amino acids)
Source: RefSeq, a predicted model, not a curated record
AUGGGACAGGACAGUGUAUUCAUCAUACGCUCUGAUUAUUUGCCGGGUUUGAGUUUCGACAAUGAACUCUGGGUUAAUGUCAGCAUUGAACGCUUGGAGGAUCCGGACAACGAAGAGGCUGACUGGGUCAGUGUGGUGAUUCCCGAAGACAUGAAUGAAACCCACAGCGACGAAGAAAUCAUGGAGUAUGCGCUUAAUCGCAUCCGAACCAGGCGAGCCGUCGUGAGCAAAGUGGCACUGCAUAACAUGGGUGUGAGUUGUAUUUCGAUCCCGAUCCCGAUGGAUAUUGUUGACAGCUCUGGAAUCUUGAUUCGCGCCGAGAAGGAUUGGAAGAACUGGCUCGAGUAUAUUUCCAAUGGGAUGGCUAGUCUUAACCGGGAGGUGAUUUUUGGACGUCGGUAA